Molecule: messenger RNA, 303 nt
Organism: Trichoderma virens Gv29-8
Lineage: Eukaryota; Fungi; Ascomycota; Sordariomycetes; Hypocreales; Hypocreaceae
Exons: 2
Coding region: 1-303 (100 amino acids)
Source: RefSeq, a predicted model, not a curated record
AUGUCCGUGACCGACUGGAUACCCGCCAUCCCCGACGCCUUCUUCGUUCUCGCCGCUCCAAGCUCUUCUGAGACAGGAACCCAGUCCCACGACGAGCCCCGCAAGCCCCAUACCAACGAACGAAUACACCAUGACCCGAGCCAAGGCCAGGAGGAACUUUUCACCAGUUCUACUGGAUCCAUCUACGUCCAUGCUGAAAAUGAUGUCCAGAAUGAGCGGCACGGCGCUUUUGUUUAUGCCAACAAACUGGCAUACAUCACGCAAUUACACUUUGCUCUCGUCUGUCCUCUUUGGCCGCAGUAG